AUGGUUGAGGAACAGAGUAAAAGUAGUACUAGUAGUAAUCCUAGUGAUGGAACUACUAAGGUAGAAAAGGUAUUGGAGGAGUUUAUCCGUAAUGAUGACAAGAAUGGUUUUGUGUCUUUCAUCCGGAGCUUUUCGGAGGAUGGCAGUUUCAGCCAUACUGAAAAUAUGCCUCCUUUGGAUGAAAUAAUGAUGUGGAUUUGUUGUCAUUCUGCGGAGGGUUGUGCCACUUCACUCCUGGAAGGAGAGACUGGACUCCCUGCUGUUGUUGUUGAUGAUCUUAUCAAUGUUCCACUUCCAGAUGGAUUAUACCCUUUGCACCAUGCUGCUCGCAACUUACGCUCUCGCCUUACAGAUUUGUGUUUCUGCGCCAUGGUGCUCGCACUGAUCUGCCUUGUGGUGUUAAACUAA
Messenger RNA from Oldenlandia corymbosa var. corymbosa, 408 nucleotides. The record is from the annotation of a GenBank genome assembly. Lineage: Eukaryota; Viridiplantae; Streptophyta; Magnoliopsida; Gentianales; Rubiaceae.